AUGAAGCUUUCCUCGACAGCCAUCGUGGCAGCUCUCUCGCUCGCCUCGGCGGUCACUGCCAACAUCGGCCGUGGCGUACCCGACCCCAAGCUCAUCCAGAACCUCUACAAACGCCAUCGCGACAGUGGCGAGUACCACAAGCUCAUCUACAAGCGUAGUUCGCCCGCUCAGUCGGCGCUAAAGCCGCGUGCUACCACCGAGCCCGAACAGGCUGCCAUCAAGAACGCCGCACAGGAAUGUCAGCCGUACAACCUCCCCGAAAUGGCCGCCAUCCAAAAGCAGUUCCCCACGCCCUGGGACAAUGCUACCAUCCUUCCUGGCGACACUGAGGCCCAAAACACGUGGAACUCGAUCAAAAACUCGGGCAUCAUCCCUUCCGGCAUCAAACCCAAGGGCACUGUCAAUGGUGACUUUUCUUCCUUCACCCCCACCUACCCCGCAAGCGACCCUGACUGCUGGUGGACCUAUCAGGGAUGCGACACCCCCAAGCAUCCUAACCUCGCCAGCGACCUGACCCAAUGCCCCGAGCCCAACACCUGGGGAUUAACCUUUGACGAUGGUCCCAACUGCACUCACAAUGCCUUUUACGACUUUUUGCAGCAAAACAAGCAGAAGGCCACCAUGUUCUACAUUGGCUCCAACGUGCUCGACUGGCCGCUCGAGGCUCAGCGCGGUAUCGUCGAUGGUCAUCACAUUUGCGUCCACACCUGGUCUCACCAGUACAUGACCGCUUUCCCUGACGAGCAGGUGUUUGCCGAGCUAUACUACACCGCCAAGGUCAUCAAGGAUGUGGUUGGUGUUACGCCUACUUGCUGGCGCCCACCUUUUGGCGAUAUCGAUGACCGUGUUCGUGCGAUUGCUAAGGGUCUCGGACUCGAGUCGGUGCUUUGGACCGACGACACGGACGACUGGAAGAUUCUUCCGCUCGGUACCGAACCUACUGCCAGCAUCGACGCCAACUACGCCGCCAUCAUCGCCAAGGAAACCUCGGGCCCCACUGCAGGACAGGGCAACAUUGUUUUGACGCACGAGAUCAACGGAAACACCAUGUCCGAGUUCAUGAAGCAGUACUCCAAGAUCCAGGCCGCGUUCAAGCACAUUGUUCCUCUGACAGCUUGCAUGAACCAGACCAAUCCGUACCCCGAGAAAAUCACCUAUCCCAACUUUGCCCAGUAUAUUGCCGGUAACAUCAACGCCACCGGCUUGCCGCAGGGAUCGCAGAUCAAGGCGGGCGACAAUAACUACCAGCCGCAACUUGCCGUCAGCCAGACCGCCACGGGUACCAACACCAACGGCAUCGUCGGCGCUACGAGCUCGUCUUCUAAGCCAGCUUCUUCCGCACCGAGUUCGACAAACAAGUCGAAUCAGUCCGCAGAUAAGUCGGCCGCUACCACUCUGCUUGUAGGUGGCUCGCUCUCGGCGGUCGUCUUGCUCUCGGCCAUCGCCAUGCUCGCCUGA
Molecule: messenger RNA, 1458 nt
Organism: Mycosarcoma maydis (corn smut)
Lineage: Eukaryota; Fungi; Basidiomycota; Ustilaginomycetes; Ustilaginales
Exons: 1
Coding region: 1-1458 (485 amino acids)
Biological process (GO): carbohydrate metabolic process
Cellular component (GO): membrane
Molecular function (GO): chitin deacetylase activity
Source: RefSeq, a predicted model, not a curated record